Molecule: messenger RNA, 1791 nt
Organism: Xylaria bambusicola
Lineage: Eukaryota; Fungi; Ascomycota; Sordariomycetes; Xylariales; Xylariaceae
Exons: 3
Coding region: 282-1562 (426 amino acids)
Cellular component (GO): endomembrane system
Source: RefSeq, a predicted model, not a curated record
CUUGCCUAGGUACCUGGGUCUUGGCUUGGCCGAAAGAAGAAAGAUAAUAAAAAAAAAGUAAGAGGCCAACAAGACCACUUUCGUUUCCAAUGGGUCGCAGUGAAUCGAGGAUCUACUUCCAAGUCAUUGUCCAAGUAUAGUACAGAGCUUUGGGUCUUGCGUCGGAUAAUGCAGGCCUAAGGAGUGUUCUUCAUCUGCAUUUCUUUUAUCUUACUUGAACCUACACUACGGCGACCGAGUAAUUCAGUGGCGACGGCUGAGCCGACGCGCGAGCCAUCACCAUGAAGUUUUCCACGUUGGCCCUCGGCCUCGUGGCCGUAUUAACUCCCCUCACUGCCGCGUGGUCCAAAGAAGACCGUGAAAUCUUCCGUGUCCGCGAUGAACUAGCCACGCACGAGGGUCCCGACGUGACCUUCUACGAUUUCCUAGGCAUUACGCCGUCCGCGAGCCAGGACGACAUCAACAAAGCCUACAAGCGCAAGUCGAGGGCCCUGCACCCUGACAAGGUAAGGCAGCAGAUUAUGGCCGAGCGUACCAAGAAGAAUAAGGCCAAGGGUGUGAAGGUCACCAAAGCGCCCAGCCAGUCGCAGAUCAAGGCUGCCGUUAAGAAGGCCGGGGAGCGCCAGGCUCGGCUGGGUAUCGUCACCAACGUUCUGCGUGGCCCCGGCCGCGACCGAUACGACCACUUCCUGAAGAACGGGUUCCCUACGUGGAAGGGCACCGAAUACUACUACAGCCGGUACAGGCCGGGUCUUGGCACGGUGUUGUUUGGCGUUCUGCUCGUUGGUGGUGGUGGCUUCCACUACCUCGCCCUGUACAUGAGUUGGAGGCGUCAACGCGAAUUCGUUGACCGCUACAUCAAGUUCGCCCGGAAUGCGGCCUGGGGCGAUAACUUCGCCAUUCCCGGCGUAGACGCUCCCGAUGCUGGAACUCCGCCGCCGCAGACGGGUGACGAAAAUCAGCCCCCAAUCGCCAUGAACCGCAAACAGAGACGUUGGCAAGAGAAGGAGACCCGUAAGGAGUCCGCUAAGGAAGGCAAGCGACCCAGCCGUGCGAAGGGACGCAGCAGCCAGCAAGCUAGCGGUAGCGCCACACCCGUACCGCAAGCUCCUUCUGGUUCGGGCCCUACAGGCGCCAAGAAACGCGUCGUAGCUGAGAACGGCAAAAUUCUUGUCGUCGACUCUCUCGGCGACGUCUACCUCGAGCAGGAAGAUGCCGAUGGAAACGUUCACGAGUUCUUGCUUGACCCCGCUGAAUUUCCCCCGCCUACUAUCAAGGACACGGCACUUUUCAAGUUUCCAGGAUGGUUCUACGGUCUCACCGUCGGCCGAGCCGUCGGCCAGUCCGCCACUUCAACCGAAGAAACCGAGAUUGAGAUUGUUGACAAUGGUGUCGAUGAGGAUGGCGACUCUGAGGACGCGGCUCAAAGGACCCCUUCAACGGACUCUGCAGAUGAUUUCGAGCUUCUCGAGAAGAGCGUUGAGGACCUGCCUAAGCCCAAGGCCACGGGCAGCCAGGCACAGAGCGGCAAGGCCAAGAAGAGAAACAACAAGAAGCGCUAGUCCAGUUAUGAGUAUGUUACAUAUAUAGCCGUGGAGGGAAACAAGUAGAAGCCUACUCAGUUGACGAAAUAUCACAUACAUGCGACGCACCAUAAGGGGUGGUCUCGCUAUACGGGUAUGACUCAUUACAUGGCUUAUUAUCAAUAUUUCCAUAUAUAUAUACAUAUAUUAGUUUCAAGAGCAAAUUCUGUCUUAUCGCAUUCAAAUCUUAGCUUCCAAACAUCGUUCC